AUAGGGAAAAGAUCUGCUUUGUGUCCCCAAGAAGGUACAUGAAGCAGUGAGCAGUGUUAUAAUGCAGUGAUGUAAUGUUGUACAAAAGACUGGAAGUGCAUGGGGACCAGAGAAGCGGAACUGGAGCUAUAACUAGCAGGGGAGGAAUGGACCUUUGCUGCAGGGGGCUGACAUCUGAUUGGAGGGGUGUGCUUGCUACCUCCCCAGAGGGUGUGUUUUUAUUACCCACCCUAUGGCAACCUUCCCUGAAUCUCCCCUCAUGGUCCUCCAGUGGCAUGGGGCACAAAUGUCCCCAGCAAACUCUGGGGGAACUGGCUUUUCCUUUGAGAGUGAGUACUUGUGUUCUGAAAUCCAGGCACACAAGUACAAGAUGGCAGCUAUCUAAGAAAUUCGUGUGAUAAAGAACAUGGGGGUGUUGGCCACAAUGUUACAUGAGCUGAUAGGAUAGGUGGACCUCGCUCGUGUUCCCAUAAAGAUGUUAACUUCAGGCUGAGUUAAGAGAAAUAGAGCUUCCAGAAUGAGAGAAGAAAGCUAUCCUGCUGGUUUCUACCCUAGGCAGAAACAGCUGAAAAAUACCGUCUAAUUUAGGGGCUGUAUUUCCAGAGGAACAACAACAAAGGAAAUAAUGCCUCGGCUGAAGAAAAGAUGCUCCCAGGCAUUGAUCCUGCUGGCCUUAGCUGUCGGGGUCCUAAUUUUCCUCUUCCAAGACCAUUCCUCUGAGCUCUUCUAUGAGACUCAUUGGCAAGAUUUGGGGAUGUCUGAGCCCCAACACCAAAUAGUUCUGGAGCCCCAGCAACAGCAGAGGGUCCCAGAGACCCAACCCCCAGCCCUCCCUCAACGUCUUCUGGUUCCCUGCUUCGCCAAUGCCUCUGUGGCCAACAUGUCUGGCUUCUCAGCCCAGCCCAGGCACAUCCAGGACUUCCUCCUUUACAAACAUUGCCGGGAUUUCCUGAUCCUUCAGAAUGCCCCCCCAAAUAAGUGUACGGGGUCCCCUGGGGGUUUGGGCCCCGUCUUCCUCUUGCUGGCCAUCAAGUCCUCGCCUAAGAACUAUGAGAGGCGGGAUCUCAUUCGUCGGACAUGGGGGCAGGAGAGAGAGGUCAAUGGGGCCACCAUCCGCCGACUCUUCUUGGUAGGCACUGAGCCUAACGGCCUGGAAGCUCGAAAAGUGAACUGGCUCCUGGCCAUGGAGGCCCAGGCCCAUGGUGAUAUUCUCCAGUGGGAUUUCCACGACACUUUCUUCAAUCUGACCCUGAAGCAGGUGCUGUUUCUGGAGUGGCGGGCUGUCCAGUGCCCUGAUGCUUCCUUUAUCUUCAAUGGCGACGAUGAUAUUUUCGCCCACACGGACAACAUGGUGGUGUAUCUGCAGGAUAAUAAAGCAGACAAGCACCUGUUUGUAGGCUAUGUCAUCAGAAACGUGGGGCCCAUCCGUGUGCCAUGGAGCAAGUAUUUUGUGCCAGAGCUGGUGAUGAAGGAAAAUAAGUACCCUCCCUAUUGCGGAGGUGGUGGGAUCCUGAUGUCUCAAUUCACCACUGGAGCCAUCCGGCGUGCCUCCCACGUGAUACCUCUCUUCCCGAUCGACGAUGUCUAUCUGGGCAUGUGCCUGGAGCGUGAAGGGCUGGCACCAGCCACACACAUGGGAAUAAGGGUAGCGGGUAUCCAACCACCGUCACCCCGAAUAGGGUCCUUUAACCCCUGCUUCUACCAAGACCUGCUCCUGGUCCAUCGUUUCUUGCCCUAUGAGAUGCUACUAAUGUGGGACGCCCUCAAGAAUUCAGAUCUGGAAUGUAGUAAAGUCAGUAUUAUACAACCCAAGUAACUGAGGGUUGGUCCACAGGACCAGAUGAUCAGACUGAGUGAGAGACCCCUAAAGAGACUGACCCAGCAUGUGACACUCAGAAGAGCAGAAGCCAGGACAAGUAACUUCAAAGCCAGCUGUGUGACCUUAACCAAGUCACUUCCCCUAGUCGGAACCUCAGCUUUUUCCUUUAUAAAACUGGGGAGAGCACCCAACACUG
This is a messenger RNA of Vombatus ursinus (common wombat), 2015 nucleotides long. RefSeq names its product UDP-GlcNAc:betaGal beta-1,3-N-acetylglucosaminyltransferase 3 (gene B3GNT3). Gene Ontology annotation, molecular function: hexosyltransferase activity. Bases 626 to 1816 code for a protein of 396 amino acids. The record is from RefSeq and is a predicted model, not a curated record. Gene Ontology annotation, cellular component: membrane. Lineage: Eukaryota; Metazoa; Chordata; Mammalia; Diprotodontia; Vombatidae. The transcript is spliced from 3 exons.